AUGGCUGCGCCUUCAGCUGGCGCGACGGUAGAGCUUCACGACUAUCCGACGGACUUCACGACUCUACUUGAGGGGACUCGCAACAACGGAGUUACUUCAGUUGCUGUGGUGAAACCUGAAAUUGAGCCUGCGGUUUGCUUCAAACCAGUCAGGCUAGAGCUCCCAUAUCAGCGCAACUCACAAUCCAUGGUCAGACCUGGACGCCAUUUGUUCCGACAAGCAAGCUCCGCAGCAGAGCAACCCAGAUUUGAGCCGAGAUGGCAGGACUUGGCAAAACUGGAACUUGAAGAUCAGCUCGAAGAAGAUAUCCAGACAUCCCUAAACCUUCCCUCCCCUCUUGAGACAGGAUGGCAGGACCUGAGUCAUGUCGCGCAGUCAAUAAUCUUCAAGGAGCUCACAGAUCGAGGUGGCUCAUUCCAGUUGGCAUGUCGGAUGUUGCUGCUCUUCAGCGCACAAGUCGAGAAGUGGAUACGCAUUUAUCGCGCUGAACGCGACCAGAAGAUACGAUGGGACAUGAAGCUCGUUCAAUGGCAACUACAUGCCCCGGAAUCAUGGGAGAGCGACCUUUUGAGCGGUGGCCCUGUCGAGAUGCAGCUUUUGACGACUGGGGAAAUGUACAAGGCCGCCAAUUUCGUCAAAUCGUUUGGCUAUCAUCGCAUCGCUGAUCGUAUUAAGGCAUGGAGUCACAAAAAAGUUACCUGGCCUUUCACGAUUGAUAUCUCAUCAUAUCGUCCUCAUGAGAUUCAAGACGGCAACACCGGCAGCAUCAAUGCAGAUACCGACAUCCAAGAUAGCGCAACUCAUACAGACGAAUCUAAGGAUCAGGAUGAAGAAAAAGAAGAAGAAGAUCAAGAAGAGACCAGUGUCGACUCGGUGCGCGCAUUGUUCUCCAUCGGCCUGACAUGUCCACAGAUCAAAGUUAAAAACAGUAUUCGUCUGCUUACCAGCAUCCUGCCCCGUGGUACGGUCGUCAUUGGACCGAGUGGAAGACAAGUACUUUCUCAGGCAGGCGAGUAUCGUGUUUGCCCCCCGCGACAAUAUAACACACCAAUCGAAGCUGAAAGUCAGCUCGACUUUGUGACGGACGAUACCACCUGGACCUCAAUUUUCCACGAGGAAUACCCCACGCAGAUCAGUACAAAGACUGGCAUCAUCGACGAUAACCAUGAUCCUUUCGCUACUGAUAACAUUGACGACAAUGAACUUUACCCAUGCAACCUCCAAAAAGACAGCACAAAUGUUGCUAGUCAAGAUCACGCUGUGGCCACGACCGAUUAUCUCGUGGACAACGUUCCUGAAGGCAAUGAUGACCCAUUAGGGCACAGUCGAGAACUAGUCCAUAUAAGUCAUAAUAUGAAAAAUGAGUUAUACAUUGGCACCGGCUCUUCAGUGAAGAAGAGCUCGACAUCUGAAGCCGUCAUGGCGAGCACCCUGACUCGGCUGGCUGAUGCAAUGACGAUGUCAGAUUUCCCUUGGCAGGCAGAUCACGCAAAAGAAUUUCAAGUCUCUCAUUUGCCUGAUUCAGAUUUGUUUCGAGAUGCCAUAACAACUUACGAGUUGUCAUCGCCCCGAUUACCGACUCAGGUAAUACCUGUGAACAAAUGCAGCUCAGCAAAACAGGGCGACAGCACACUUUUCGACUUAAUUAAUGCUCACGCUAAUCGAAUGCACGUCAAUAAGCAACAAUCGCGCAAAGAUCCUUCAAACCAAAUGUUCUACGCACCGGUCAAACCCGAAAGUCUGCAAGCCACCAUUGCUGGAACUAAACCCGAGCUGAUGCUCCAAGAUGGAUUAUCUGCAGCGUUCCCAGAUACCAGUCCAGCUGAAAGGCGCCAGCGCCAAUGGGAUCAAAUAUUCCAUGCCUGGAGGCACCGAUUCGUUUUACUCAAUCCAGCGCGCAACAUCAAAGAUGCGCCAACGGUCGGACCUGAUGAAUUUGAACCGUACGUUCGUGAGGCCUUGCCUGAGGGCAGUCGACCUGACAACAACGUGGUCGGGCCUGUUGAAAAGAUCACAGUCCCUACUAUAGCUGACGACCAGUCUGACCUGGCUUUUAUGACGCUGCCCCUGCCACCCAACUAUGCUGUUGUGUCCCCUUCAGGAUACAUCAUGAAUUUUGAUACAGCACACCGCGGGCCAAUUGAUGGUAAGGCUCCGCUUGGUCGAGGAGGGAUUUAUUCCUUUCUCCUACCAGAAAUGGCUGAGCAUUUGCCCGAGCACUUCAAGCCAUCACUGCCUGACUGGAUCGGGUUCCGUAUUUUCCUUCCUCAGCAGACUGGCCUCGUUCUUGAUGGAAAAUGGCUGAGCCGCUGGGCCACGAUGGGUAUGCACCAAAUCGCUGAGAUCGAUGGUGAACUGGACCUGAUCAAUGAUGAUGGCCGCUAUCGUACGUUCAACCAAAUGGAAGCAAUCGGAACACCGAUCAAAAAGAAUGCCAGAGAUUCAGACCUGGCAAAUGCUGUCCUUCGAGAGGCCGACAGAAUUCUCAUUCCAUACAAGCGGCAGCUCCAACUUGACCAGGAGCGCGAAAGAGCUGAGGAAGAGAUGCAAGUCGAUACUGACCACAUAUCGUCAAAGAGAAUACAAGAUAAGCUUACGAAAAAACGUGAGACGGACCACCUCCGAAGGCUGGCUGCAGAUAAAAAGAAAGAGCGUCAAACUGCUAAAGAAGGGGGAGACCAACGAGAAGCUCGGCCUUUAGGACGCGGAAGUCGAGCAACGCGCCCGGCCGUCAACUAUGUAGACGACCUACUCGAUGAUAUUGUUUCUGAUGAUGCUACUAAUGAAGAAUUCUGGUUACAAGAUGAUCCUGAUGACGACGUAUUCGAGGUUCAAGGGCCGGAAGCAGAGAGCCUGAUUGUCGCGAUACGUACACCUCAGAGGAACUCUCAGACUGAAGCUCAGGCGGUCAAAUCCCUAUUUGCUACCGAGAGGUCUCGUCCCAUAAAGAAGGCUCGGAAGAUUGUUCCAAAGACCAACUUGCCCGGCGUCACAGCUCACACUAUCAAGGUAGCAGGUACAGAUGAGACCAGCAGUGAGGUGCCUCAGGGUCUUCGAGUCACUCAAUCCCUACCUUCCCAAUCCGGCCCCGAAUUUGCGCAAAGUUACCAACCCAGCGACGAGGAACCGAUCUACUCACAGCUUCCUGCUCUGGUGUCCAAAAGGUCGGCUAGUUUGAUCUCUGGCAUAAACAACGAAGGCGCCGCAUCCGAGAUGCCCGCGAAAAGGCGACGUGGGCGGCCUCGUAAAAAUGGCAGCGAGCUUGCCCGUCCGAGUAAGAAGCAGGGCACCCGUGUAUUAGGAACGGGAGCUUCAAGUUUGGCGCCUGCGCCUGAUCCGAAGGCCAUACAGAAGACCGUCACACCUGUCCCCGUACCGAAUUUUGUUCAACAGACAAAACUUCCUUCUUCGUGGUCUAUUGCUCCACCUGCUGAUAUGGACCAGCCGACCAAGGAAUCAUCUCAACUGGACUCGGCAGAUCUGUCGCAGAAGUUAGAUCCAAAGAUAAUUACCAAGCCAGCCAGCUCUGGUGGGCAGAAGUCUGCAAAAUUGCCGAGGGAUAUCACCAAGAAUCCUUUGAUGAACUCCGAUCCCCAGUCUGCUGCACUAAAACAGCACAGUUCUUCACCGGCAAAGGCUGCCGACCUCCCCGAGCAACCCACCGGAUCGAAACCAGCCGUUAAGAUCUUGCCUAAGCCGAAGUACGAACUUAAAUCCGCAAGAAAAGCCAACAGACGAGAAGAGUCUCUCUCGCCCAAGCGUGCGUCCACUUUUGUUUCACGAUCACUUAUGCAAGAAGAGCCCGAGGAAAAGAGGCAGCAAGCAAGCAAGCCAAAGACUGAGCGCAUUACCACGCCAGUUGCUGAGAGAACACCCGACCGAAACACCACUGUAUAUGAUAGCACAGCAGCAUUGUUGACUACUCCUGUAACCAGCCAGCAACCUAGUCGACCGUCGACUUUUUCUAGGUUUCAGACUCCUAAGUUGGAUUUCGCAUCAGUCAACUCUCCUAGCCCUUCUGGAGCACCCGAGUAUACUCACAAUCCCAUGAAAGCCACCCAUUCUCCUCUGAUCCGCAAGUCGUCAGCACUGAGCUUCCAUGCUUCUCUGCCGCCACGGCCACCACCAUCUAACCAUACCGCAGCGAUAACUGAUUUGGCGUCGCCUACAACGCCGAAGGGAACGCCGAGUGCAUAG
This is a messenger RNA of Truncatella angustata, 4197 nucleotides long. RefSeq lists its product as uncharacterized. The record is from RefSeq and is a predicted model, not a curated record. NCBI's taxonomy places the organism in Eukaryota, Fungi, Ascomycota, Sordariomycetes, Amphisphaeriales, Sporocadaceae. The coding region runs from base 1 to 4197 and encodes 1398 amino acids. The transcript is spliced from 2 exons.